CAUGAGACAUUUCCAGGUUCAGCCCAAUAGAGUGACUUAGAUAAAAAUGAAAAAAAUGGUAGAAAGACCAAAGAUUCUCUUGUUAAACCCUCCUUACGCCCUUUGGUAUUCAUUCAUCAAUGGCAAUGGCAAUGGCUCGUCGAUUAGUUAGACCAUUAGGUGGAAUAGCCAAUAGGGUUUUUCUUCUUCAGCAGCAGAAAACGCAUCCAUUCAUAUUCAACAAUUUGAAUAGAAAUUACAUGUCGGAGAUGCGUAGGGAAGCAUUUGAAGAGAACAUUCUCAGACUCCUACGCUACGAAAUUCGCUAUGAGCUUGAACGUUCUCCUCCAACUCAGCCUAUCGCAAAAUUUGAUUCAUUUACCAUUGAUGAACGGCCUGGAGAGCAAUGGAUUAAAUUAAACAAAAAAUUUGGAGAGAAUGAAGAUAUUAAAGUUGAAGUUACCAUGUUUGAUGCAUCUAUUCCUGUUAAAAAAGGUGGCGAUGUAUCUGCAGCAGAUGACGUGCUACUUCACAUGACUAUGAUUGUCAAUGUUCACAAAGGAGAAGGCAAUGAUGUGCUCGAGUUUGUUUGUUCUGCAUGGCCAAACAGCGUUGAGAUUUGUAAAGUUUACAUGCGUGGACAGAAUGGCAUAGUGGAUCAGCCUUAUGUAGGCCCUCCAUUUAAUUUGGUUGGUCUUCUUUUUCAACUUGUAAUUUGCAGGGAAUUGGAUGAUGAGCUGCAGAAUUCUUUAUAUGAUUUCCUAGAGACCAGGGGAAUAAACGAUGAACUAUGUGUAUUUUUACAUCAAUACAUGAAGAACAAAGAUAAGCUUGAGUUUAUUCGCUGGAUGGAGAAGGCCAAAGCGUUCAUAGAGCGGAAAUAGAGAUAGUGGUUGCAUUUCUCUUACGAGUGCUGUCUUGCUGACUUGCUUGCGGACCAUGCUUUUGAUGUCAUUGCCUGUGAGAAGUUUUACUUGCAGGUUUAGAAUGUGAAAGAAACACUUUUUAGCUCAAUUGGAAUUCUGUCCAUACUAAUUUAUUUGUCUUGUCAAGGUUUCCUACUAUAUCAGGAACAAAUCAGCCUUACCAAGAAGUCGUGCAGUAACAUUACUGAUUAGUUGUACUCUGUGAAGAUCAAAAAUCAUCACCCAUUCUUCAAUCACAAAUUUGGGCUGCAUCUUAGCAAAGUGUACACCUGGGCUUUGCUAUGAAGUCUAUGCAUUUGGCAUAAUAGGUCUCUCCUUUACCUCAACCUCUCUGCCACACACUUUUACUUGAACUUUUCAAGCUGCUAUACGUUGACCUUUUACACAGAUUUUGUUGGUGCAUAGAGAGUUUACAGUAAUGUCAAAUUUGUAAGGAACAACAUCGUACUGUGUAUUUUUUAUCUACUUCAGUAGCAAUAGCAAUUUAGCUUGUUCAAUUUUGAGCAAGCGUCCUCUUUCGACUCGCGGAGUUUUCAUUGUAACCAUGUCCUGAUAUGGGCGUUGAUAUGGGCGUUGUUUCUUACUGUUUCAAGAACCAACCAUCCAGUUAAAGGUAAAUUAUAUUUGGUUACACCAUCUUAUUUUUGUAUGUCCGUCCUCUUUUGUUAUUUUUUUUCGGGAAAUUGUUUUGCUGCUUUUCUGAAUUUCUUGGUGUAGACUUUCACAGUUUAUGCGACAAUUACCGAACAUCUUCAAUCAAAUAUUUUGUGAUGCCGCAUAAGUGCUUCCUUCCAGCUGUCUUCCGACUUUACUGUCUGUUAGUAACUUGGUAUAACCAAAGAUGCUUUUAACUUUUAUUGGUGGUAGAUGUCAGCAUUGACUGAAGAUGCAUUAAGAUAUACUAUCAUAAUUUCUCACUGAUAUUUAUCUAGUCAGAUAGACUGUCUUUUCCUUGAUUGAGAAGAUUAGGUAUGUUACAUAACACUUGUCUUCAUCUGACUUUGGGUGCUUGUUUUAGUGGACUCUUGCACUCAUGUUUGUGUUGUGUAUUUGUAAGAUAAUGUAGUAGGUAUUGUAACUAUUUCUGUCUAUGUCAACUCUCUUUUUUUAGAAUUCUUAUUGAAAAACAAACACUAUUGUGCUUUUAUUUAGAACCCUUCUACUGUCCAUAUCAUGCCUGAGAAGCUUCAUUGAUCUAUGUUAUUCAUGUCAUGCAUGUAAUAUGUUUUGGCUCAACUUCACUUUAGUUUUUGCUAGACUUAUGUCCUUGAACUGAAAAAAAAGGACAGCCCGGUGCAUUAAAGCUCCACAAUGUGUGGGGUCUGGUGAAGGGCAGGACCACAAGGGUCUAUUAUAUGCAGCCCCUUGUGGUCCUUGAACUAAAGAAUUUUCUAUUUAUGAAAGAUGUAUUUAUUAUUAGAUUUGUGUCCUAUGUUCUCUCUUUCACGUAUGUUCGUAAAUUAUGGUAUGCCCUUAUAUUUAUGUAGAGCUGGACUGCUUGGUCAAGGUAAAGGUACUGAGUGUCGGUCCGCCCCACCAAGGUGUAGGACAUGACGAACGUGGUAUCAGAGCCUAAGUCCGUGCGUCCCGGGAAGUUUGUGAAGUGUCUAGUAGCGUAAUACUUAAAGGUGUGUUGAUGUACUUACAGCUAUAUGUAGAAGAGGCCUUAUUUUGUUUGUAAGUUUAGGUUGUGAUUCUACUUCAGAUAUUUCUUACUGUUUUGCCGCGUCCCAUUCACAGUGAAUUAGGCCCUACUCAUUGGUUCAACAGCUGAUAAAAGACUUUUUGAUGAUCUAAUCCAUAUCCAGCAGUGGGUAAGAUGGAAUUGUUCAUCUUUUUCCUGGUAGUAUUGCUUGUUCCUACACACAUCAUGUUUCUACCACUACCUACACCUUUGCUGUAUGUUGAAUUUCAUGGUUUAAAAUGGUCAAAGCUUCGUAAUAGCGGAAGCUUCUGUUGCGUUAUGAUGGACAGCCAGUCUUGAAUAUGUAUCCCUCUGUGUUCACUUUUUUAUCAUUUUACUUGUCCACUUUAGCAUA
Capsicum annuum is the source of this 2944-nucleotide messenger RNA. RefSeq lists its product as uncharacterized. Gene Ontology annotation, cellular component: mitochondrial matrix. The record is from RefSeq and is a predicted model, not a curated record. Bases 120 to 863 code for a protein of 247 amino acids. The transcript is spliced from 3 exons. NCBI's taxonomy places the organism in Eukaryota, Viridiplantae, Streptophyta, Magnoliopsida, Solanales, Solanaceae.